Aspergillus campestris IBT 28561 is the source of this 979-nucleotide messenger RNA. RefSeq lists its product as uncharacterized. The transcript has a single exon. The record is from RefSeq and is a predicted model, not a curated record. NCBI's taxonomy places the organism in Eukaryota, Fungi, Ascomycota, Eurotiomycetes, Eurotiales, Aspergillaceae. The coding region runs from base 224 to 841 and encodes 205 amino acids.
UCCGGUAAGUGCCCCUUGCGUGGCGGUCGAUUUUCCUUGUUUUCGCCCAGCCCAGCACGGGGUCUUGUGCAACCCUGCCGAGACUCCUGUGCAUUUCAUCGCCCGCCCUUGCCGUACAAUUUAAAUAGAGUUGCUAACAUUCGCCACAGCCCGCGACCGUGUCUGCGCAAAGCUUCUAAACACCUUGGGGUUCGGUGCCGCGAAAACGGCUAACUGCCUUGGGAUGUCACCAUCGAAGAUCUGGGUGGACCUGGCGGUCCGUCCCCGCCAAUAUUCUGUCUCCAACCGUGGUCUCUUUGGGGCCUUGACUAGGACGGUCGAAACGACAGCAGAUCGGAUCCUCCGCCGUGAGCAUGCCGCGGCUGAUCAUCUUGGCUGCAGGACGCUCCAACCAACCCUGUGCUUGCCAGUAGUCAGGCUUGCAAGUUGGACCGCAAGUGGCAGGUCGCUGGUUGGUGGUCGGCAUGAGUUUGGACGGAUAGCCGAUCUGCCCGUGACCACUCUUCUCCUUUUUUUUCUUUUCUUGUCUUUUUCUCUUUCUUUUUUUUUUUUCCUUUUUACUUCCUCUAUUCUCUCUGCUCUACAACCAGUCCGUCAUGAAAGGGACGCUAUGGUGCAACGACUAGUUUCGAUAUCGGAAAGAAACCCACGCGACAAGCGCAAUCCCGUGUACUCUCUAUCUUCCGUCUCCGCUAUCCGCGAGCGAGACCUUUUGACGCGUCAUGAAAUUUUUACAUACGUAUGCUGUGUUUGCCUGGGAUCGGAAUCAAUCAAUUGCAACGAUGACAUUUGCGUGCUUUGGCUUGUUUCAUUUGCUCAUAACUGCAUGGUGGGGUCUUGAUAGUUAGAUAUGAUAUUGAAACAGCUGGCGUUUGUGUUGCUUUGCUGGCCUGGUUUGGCUUGAGCUGUACAUGAUAGCAUCAUCUUCGCGUUGAGCAGAUAGUUUGUCUUUUUAUUUGAAUUCAUAUCACUAUGACUA